Cucumis melo (muskmelon) is the source of this 1725-nucleotide messenger RNA. RefSeq lists its product as uncharacterized. The transcript is spliced from 8 exons. The record is from RefSeq and is a predicted model, not a curated record. Bases 570 to 1616 code for a protein of 348 amino acids. Lineage: Eukaryota; Viridiplantae; Streptophyta; Magnoliopsida; Cucurbitales; Cucurbitaceae.
GGCUCUUUGUUCUUUAUCUUUCAAGAUACCAUGUCCCUAAAAGUAAAAGGUAAGAAAAGGUCUACACGAAGGAAGCUUAUUGGCGAUAGUUUGCUUCUUCCAAAUGAGGAAAACAUGGAAAGUUCUCCCAUUGAUGUCCACCCCAAUACUUUAUCACCCAAGCCUAGUGACAAGAUAGUUGAAGGUAAUCCUAUAUUAGACUCACCAGCUGCUCGAACAAGAUUAGCAAUUCGUAGGCAAGCAACAACUUCUAACGUGAAUGGAUUUGAAGAACCUCAAUUGAAAACGACAACUUUGCCUAAUGAGAAGGCAGUUGCAGAUCAUGUUGUCGAUGAAGAACCUCCAUUUGAAACGAUGACUUUGCGAAAAAAGACAAGAUGACCUACAAAAAUGAAGACAAUAGCCGUUGAAAAACAAUCAAGAGUGGACAUUGUUUUCAAUGAAUAUGGACAACCCAUUGGUAAUGAAUUGGUAGGAUUGACUUCUUUUCUUGGACCACUAGUGAGGGAGGUUGUACCAGUGAAUCUUGAGAAUUGGCUAAAACUACCAACAAGAUUGAAAGUAGUGUUAUGGAAAUCUAUCCAGUCAAGGUACAAUGUGGAAGAUUGGCAAAAACAGUUUUCUUCCAAAAGAUGGGUAGAUUAUGGAGGGCUAGAAAAUCUCGUUUAGUGAAACAAAUUCGAGAUGUCCCCACAAAGGAUGCAAUUUUGAAGCUAAUGCCUGAUAAUUUACAAUCUGUAGAUGAUUGGAUGGAUUUUGUGAGUGAGAAGACUAGUGCAACCUUCAAGUUGAAAAGUGAAAAGUACAAAGCCAUGAAGAAAAAACAACUCCCACAUACAUGUAGUAGAAAAGGGUAUGCUCGUUUGGCCGAAGAGAUGAGAAAAAGUAGUUCGAAUCCAUCUUUGGUCACAAGGGUUGCAUUAUGGACUAAAGCACACAAAAGGAAGGAUGGACAACCGGUGAAUUCACAAGUUGCUGAGACACUUGAGCGUAUUGAACAAACUGAGGCUGAGACGAUAGUUUCAACAACAAACGUGGUUGAUGAUGCUUUAAGUAAAGUUCUUGGCCCCGAUCGUGGUCAUGUAAGAGGAUUUGGUUUUGGUGUGACUCGUUCAAAACUAUCUCUUUUGUCUCAACAAGACCACAAGUAUAAGGUUCUUGAAAAAGAAUAUUUGAAGAUGAAGGAAGAAAUGGUAGAAAUGAAAACAAUGAAAGAUGAAAUGAUCGAAAUGAAAGCACUUAUGUUAUCUUAUUUAAAGAAACAUACUGAACCAAGUGAGGAACUUUCAAAUGCUACUGCAAGUGUGCUCAAGCGACUAAAUAUUCCUCCAAUGCCUUCUCCAUCGAGUAUCAAUAACAACAAUCAAACUAAGUGCAAGUUAUUAGAUUGGUAUGGCUCGGGAGAGAUUGUUGCUGAAGGAAGAUGGUCUUCUAAUGAUUCAACUGCUAUGAUCCAAUCUAUUCCUAUUGGUCCACAUGCAAUUAGAGUAUGGGUUGAUGUAGCAAAGAAACCAAACGCAUAUUUGUGGAGGCCAACAUCAGAAAUGACAUGUAUUGAAGAAGCUUUGGGAAGUACAGUUGCAUGGCCAUCUGAUAAAGUGAUCAUUAGUGAAUGAAAUGGAGUCGUCUUCACCAGAGAACUAAAGAUUGUACACUUAUGACGAACUUUGCUUGUAGACUUAUGAUGAACUUUAUUUGUAUUUUGAGGGUUAAUUUGUGCGGUUC